GAGAGAGUGAAAAACCUUGUUUGCUGGUACUGGUUGAUGACACACAACAUGAGGAGGAAGAAGAGCUCCGUCUUGUGUUGGGGAGCCCCAAGAGUGCUUCUCCGUUCGGAGCUUUGAUUGGGAAGCAGAAUGAGACACUCAUUAAGAUAAAUGAUGAUGCAGACAAGCCUAUUAUUAGUUUUGGGGAGACCAAAUUUAGUGUGAAUGAACCAAAGGAAAAAGGUCAAGUCUCUGUGGUGAAGAUCCCUGUCUUGCGUGUUGGAGACACCUCCAAAGUUUCUGUUGUUCGAGUUCACACCAAAGAUGGAUCGGCUACCUCUGGGGAGGACUACCAUCCAAUUUCCGAGGAAAUCGUGUUCAAACAGGGUGAUGCAGAGCACUAUGUGGAGGUGGAGGUUUUAUACGAUGGUAUCAGAGAAAUGAGAGAGGCCUUCACUGUCCAUCUUAAGCCUGAUGAGAACAUGGUGGCAGAAACUAAGACGAGCAAAACCAUUAUUUACAUUGAAGAGCCCAACAGCAUGGCAGAUGUCACGUUUCCCUCUACACCCAGAGUAGUUUCUCUGUAUCAUUAUGAUGACAUCAGAAGUGGGGACUCCCUGCCUCUGGCUGGAUACCCUGCCAUCUGUGUCACUGCUUGCAAUCCCAAGUAUCCGGACUAUGAGAAAACGGGGUCUAUUUGUGUAAGCGAGAACAUCAAUAACACACUGACUCGCUAUCGUUGGCUUGUGAGCGCUCCCACAGGUCCAGACGGUGUCACCAGCCCGAUGAGGGAAGUUGAUUUUGACACUUUCUUCACCUCCUCCAAACUCAUAACUUUGGACUCAGUCUAUUUCCAGGCUGGUUCUAGGGUCCAGUGUGCUGCAAGGGCUGUCAACUCUAAUGGGGAUGAAGGUCUAGAACUUAGUAGCCCCAUAGUGUCAAUCAGCACAGACAAAGGAAUGUGUCAGCCUCGUGUUGCAGGCACAGUGGGGGCUGAACCUUUCUCUGCCAAGCUGCGAUACAGUGGAGCAGAGGAUACAGACCACCCCAAUCUCAUCAAAUUAACUGUCACCAUGCCUCACAUUGAUGGAAUGCUGCCUGUCAUGUCAACCCGACCUCUUUCUAACUUUGAGCUGACUCUGAGCCCUGAUGGGACCCGUGUUGGCAACCAUCGCUGCUCCAAUUUGUUGGACUAUAACGAGGUCAAGACCCGCUACGGAUUUCUUACUGAGGCCACCAAGAAUCCCGAAGUGAUCGGCAAUACAGAGCCUUACCAGUAUGACAGUUCUCUAAGAGGGGCUGGUACGUUAAGGUUCUACAGGAACCUCAACUUGGAGGCUUGCUUAUGGGAAUUCACCAGUUACUAUGACAUGUCCGAGCUCCUCAGUGACUGUGGAGGCACCAUUGGGACUGAUGGACAGGUGCUGAAUCUGGUCCAGUCUUUUGUGACCCUCAGAGUUCCACUGCAUAUGUCCUAUGUGUUUCAUUCCCCCGUGGGAGCAGGAGGAUGGCAGCACUUUGACUUACAGACAGAGUUGAGACUCACUUUUGUGUACGACACUGCCAUCUUAUGGAGGGAUGGGAUCGGUAGUCCGUCAGAGGCUGAACUACAAGGUGCUCUUUACCCAACCAGCAUGCGUAUAAAUACCCAGGGACAACUGGUAGUUAACUUCCGCACAGAGGCUCGAUUCAGAGGCCUGUUCGUGUUCGAUCACCCAGCCACAUUACUCACUUCCAUGGUCAUGUGUCCGGACCACCCCGGUUUAACCUUUAACCUCAGCCUUGUGAGGAGUGAGCCAACCUACAAUCAGCCUAUUCAACAGUGGACGUUCAGCUCGGAUUUUGCCGUGCGUGAUUAUUCAGGCGUCUACACAGUGAAACUGAUCCCCUGUACGUCUCCUCCAAACCUGGAGUACAACAUCCCUCUGGUCUGCAGUCCCAGAGAGCCGCUCACCUUCGACCUGGAUAUUCGCUUUCAGCAGGUCAGUGAUCCAGUGGCUGCUGAGUUCAGUUUAAACACACAGAUGAUCUUACUCUCCAAACGGACGCUCUGGCUCUCAGACGGUUCCAUGGGCUUUGGACAGGAGAGCGACACUGCCUUCUCACAAGGCGACACUAUUUAUGGCAGAGUGAUGGUGGAUCCAGUGCAAAACUUGGGUGACUCCUUUUUUUGCAACAUAGAGAAAGUCUUCCUGUGUACAGGAGCUGAUGGGUAUGUUCCAAAAUACAACCCCGGCAACUUUGAGUUUGGCUGUCUGGCUGACGCUCCGUCUCUACUCUACAGAUUCAAAAUCAUUGAUAAGGCUCAACCGGAGACCCAGGCCCGCUCAUUUGGCGAUAUAAACUUUAAUGCUUUCCUGGCAGUGGAUGACCCCGGUGCAUUACCUUUAGUGAGACAACCUGGAGCAGAUGGUUUCAGAAUAGAUUCUACUGCUUUGUUUCAGGUGGCUGCGGGGAGAGAAUGGUACAUCCAUGCCAUCUACACCGUCCGUUCCCGGGACAAUUCUAAUCGUGGCAUCGGGAAAAGAAGCCUGGAGUAUCAUGUGUUGAGCCAGCACUUGAAUCCGCUUCAAAAGGGUCAGCUUCGCGCCCGAAGAUCAGUCGACGACGUGCCAGACAUAGUAACGAAGAUCGGUGAGAACAACAACCGUGGCACCAACAUCCUGCACAUCGCUCUGGACCGCAGCAGUCAGCGGAGGACGAGCCCGGGCGGGGAAGUUUUCACAGAAAAAAACAUCCCCAGUGCGGUCAACCGAAAAGACAGCGACAACGUACUGGUGUUAAUCAUCGGCGUGUUUGUUGGACUGCUCCUCACUGUGCUCCUUAUCAUUUUAGUGGUGUUACUGGUACGAGCCAAGCAAGGGAAGAAAGAAGUGCCCACUAACUCUAACAGCUCUGAGCCCAUGGUGACUCAAGGCCUCGGCAGCACAGACAGUUCUGAGGUCUAACCGACUACUGAUUGAGAGAUUAUCUGAUCCUUUUAUUUUGCAAGUGCCUCAUAUUUAGCUGAAAUUCAAAAAAGAAAAAAAAAGGACUGUGUGAACUGCUAGAGCCUAGACACUAUUCAGAAAAACUACUUGAAAUACUGCAGCACUUCCAAAGCCAGGGGGUGAUUUGGACCUUAAGCAGGAGAUGGACAGUGAGUGUUAGCAGCUGUUACAAGGCACUUGUCAAGCUGUCAGCUCGCACUUUCUGUUAUUGAUCGGCUUUUGUUGCCAACCGAUCCAAAACAAAGGGUGUUGUUUUGUUUCCAAAGGUGCUACAGGAGAUUCCUCUUAACUUGAAUGGCAUUGGCUGUUUUGCUGAUUAGGUCGAGAGAAGAUGGAUAGUUUUUGCUUACUGCUGUAGUUAUUAAACAGACUUUGUACAUUUAGGCGCACCAAGACACUAAUUUGCUUUCACUGAGAAAGUGUAUCUCUUUGUCGUCAAGAUUUAGUUGUCUUUAGUUUCGGUGUGUGCCUAAGAAGUUCCCAGGAUUCUGAGGAUUUUUUUUAAUUAUUAUUAUUGUAAAAUGUUUGUCCUGUGUGAUCAGUAAAUCGUGUAUUCAAAUGAAAGAAAAAUCAUUUGAAUGGAAAUUGCUGUUUUUUUAUGUUUUGCAUGCAUAUAAUUAUUGUAUUCUGAAAAGUUUAAAUGAUUUGAACUGAAUUUGUGGAACUGCGUCUAAUCUGCUGUGUUUCAACCAGGCUGCAUCUUACUGUAUUUCCAAGUAUUUAUCAGUCGCUUAACUGUUAUUGUGACUUUUUCUUCCUAAUAUCUAGUUGUUAAAACAAUGUAUGAUUUCAAGCUUUUAUGAUUGACACGUAGCACUAGAUCAAAUCAGAAGAGAGAAACCAUUUUGUAAGAAGAUUAUUAUUGAAGCAACUUUAAAGACAGCUGGUCUGCAGUGUACAGAGUAACAUAGUAAAAAGGUUCAAAAUCAACUAUUUCCCAGAAGAACCAUUUUCACACUUGAUAAAAGAAUUUGUACACUUUGUUUGAGUGUUGACUUGUGCAGCUCUGUAGAGAAAACCAUUAUAGUAAAUUCCUUUCACAGCAAUGCUUUUAAUUAUUUGUAAUCACAUUUCACAUAAAGGGAAAAAUGUUUUAUUAUGUAUUUGUGUUAUUUUUGUGAGAAUUCUCUAUAAGAUUUUUAGUAUUAAAAUUAAGUUAUUUUUCAGUGCAUUGAUUUUUUUCAUAAAUCAUUUAUGUAUUCCUCUCUCCUGUCUUUUUUUACAUAACAUGGUUAUUAUAUGAAUACCAUGUUUCUCAAAUACUGUGUAAAUAUUGUAAAACUUUCAACAAGCUUUAUGUUUACUUGUGCUUUUUUUCUCAUAUCAAGGCACAGAAUCUGAAUACCUCUUCUUGCUAUUAUAAACACUACGUUUUCUUUUGUCUGUUUUAAAUAUGUUGGGGUUUUAUGCAGUUUUAUUUUGAGAUUGAAAACAAUUCUAUGCAACCUGUAAUACCUUUAUUUCAUGUUAGUCAAGUACUUUUGGUUCAUGCAACCAGUUAGUCCUGAUUUCACUCCAUAAAAUUUUUUUGUUGAUCUUUGAUCACAUUACAAUGCUUUUUUAUUCCACUCUAAUGCUUUGAGUGCAUUCUUAGAGUUUUAUGUACAUUAAUGUAUGUAUGUACUGUGUAUUUUACAUAAAAAUGUACCAUUUGGAGGAUUUGGGAAACGGCUGUUGUUAAAAAGGCAUACUGCAUUUACUGUAAGAAUUUGUAACAUAGACCUAAAGCACAACCUGGUCUGAAAAUAAAUACUUUUUCAAAAAAA
Austrofundulus limnaeus is the source of this 4735-nucleotide messenger RNA. Its product is annotated as FRAS1-related extracellular matrix protein 2. The record is from RefSeq and is a predicted model, not a curated record. Gene Ontology annotation, biological process: anatomical structure morphogenesis; cell communication. Lineage: Eukaryota; Metazoa; Chordata; Actinopteri; Cyprinodontiformes; Rivulidae. Gene Ontology annotation, cellular component: membrane.